Helianthus annuus (common sunflower) is the source of this 2837-nucleotide messenger RNA. Its product is annotated as phosphatidylinositol 4-kinase gamma 7. Bases 572 to 2545 code for a protein of 657 amino acids. The transcript has 2 exons. NCBI's taxonomy places the organism in Eukaryota, Viridiplantae, Streptophyta, Magnoliopsida, Asterales, Asteraceae. The record is from RefSeq and is a predicted model, not a curated record.
CAGUUAAAAAUGAUUUUAUUCACAUAUACAUACAAUACACCCCCAGCAAAGACAAAGACAGAGCUAGAGAGAGAAAGUGAGCUUUUCUAGAGAGAGAGCGAGCCAAAAAGUGCACAAUUGAUACGAGGAAGACGAACGAACAGAAAUUAGGUUUUGUGAUUCUGAAUUUGUGCAUUUUAGUUUGAAAUUUGGUGAAGAAAUUGUUCGAUUUGGUGUGGUGAAACUGUUUUUCGGAUAUUUUAUUCGUGUUGUUUCUCGGAUCUGCAUUGUGUGAUUUGAUCGUUGGUUUACGGAUCUGAUUAGUCAUAAAGAGACUGAUUUGGACCAAUCGGAUGGCUCUCUUGAUGUAGUGAUAGUGUAAUACCAACCGCGCUACUUUCUCCUCUGCCUCCACGUAUCAUCUAGUGUUCUAGACGCACGAUCUGUCUGUGUCAAGAUUAGUUUGAAGCGUGUUUUGCGAUUCAUGAUCGUUUUUUGACCAUAUUUUGAGUGGACUGUGAGAAGAUUUGUGUUUGAUUGUCAUCGGGUGAAGAGGAUUCAAUCCAUCAUCCCCUGCCGCCUCCCUUUGUUAAUGUCAAGUAACCUAGACAGCCCAAUCAAAACUCAAAUGGCUGUAGCGGUUUUCAACAGUCCCUUAGGGAGGGAAUACCAUGCCAACGAUGGGAUGGAAGUGGCGAAACCAUCAGGCAGGAGACGCGUUUUUGUUCAAACUGAAUCUGGUUGCGUGUUGGGGAUGGAGUUAGAUCGAAGCGACAAUGCUCACACGGUUAAAAGGAGGUUACAGGUUGCACUUAACGUCCCGGUUGAAGAAAGUUCUCUGACUUUUGGAGAUACGGUUCUGAAAAACGACCUGAGUGCCGUUCGUAACGAUUCUCCUCUUCUUUUAACACGAAACCUCAUGCACAGAAGCUCUUCAACUCCUUGUCUUUCUCCAACCGGUAGGGAUAUACAACAUAGAGAUUGGAGCGGUCCUAUUGAAAUCUUGGGGCAUUCUAAUAGCUUCAAGAAAACUAAACAGCUUGUUAAGGAGAUUGUGAAAGCGAUGAAGAUUGGUGUUGACCCGAUCCCGGUUCAGAGUGGACUUGGAGGUGCGUAUUAUUUUAGAAACAGUAGAGGUCAGAGUGUUGCAAUAGUGAAACCAACAGAUGAAGAGCCAUUCGCACCGAAUAACCCUAAAGGGUUUGUCGGUAGAGCUUUAGGUCAACCAGGGCUGAAACGGUCUGUUCGGGUUGGUGAAACCGGCUACAGAGAGGUUGCUGCAUACCUCCUUGACUAUGGUCACUUCGCCAAUGUGCCACCCACUGCACUCGUCAAAAUUACGCACUCUAUUUUUAAUAUUAACGAUAACGUAAGCGGGAACAACAAAUCAAUGAAGAUGAAGAAACAUUUUAGCAAGCUUGCUUCUCUUCAGCAGUUCAUUGCUCACGACUUCGAUGCUAGUGAUCAUGGAACGUCAAGUUUCCCCGUCUCUGCUGUUCAUCGUAUCGGUAUAUUAGAUAUAAGAAUUUUCAACACGGAUAGGCAUGCGGGGAAUCUGCUUGUUAAAAGGAUCAAUGACGAUGGGGCUGAUAGGUUUAGUCAAGUGGAACUCAUACCCAUCGAUCAUGGUCUCUGCUUACCUGAGAAUUUAGAGGACCCGUAUUUCGAAUGGAUCCAUUGGCCACAAGCGUCGAUCCCGUUCACUGAAGAAGAACUCAAAUACAUUCAAGAUCUUAAUCCGUAUCGCGAUGCAGACAUGCUGAAAACCGAGCUUCCGAUGAUCAGGGAGGCUUCUCUCCGUGUGUUGAUUCUCUGCACAAUUUUCCUGAAAGAAGCGGCUUCUUACGGGCUUACGCUUGCUGAAAUCGGGGAGAUGAUGAGUCGGGAAUUUCGUCGUGGUGAAGAAGAACCCAGUGAGCUCGAGUUGAUAUGCAUGGAUGCAAGAAGGCUAGUUGCUGAGAUGGAAAGUGAUAGAGGGGUGUUCGUAUCAUCAUCUCCUAAAUCCAAAGGACAUGAAGAUUCGUUCCUGUUCGAAAUGGACGGUUGUGAUGAUUCUGGUUUUGACUUCAUGGAUGACUUUACGUGCCCGACUCCUCCUUCCCACUUUGGAUUUGGGCGAAACCCACUUUCCAAACUUCAAGAAACCAUUGAAGAAGAGGACGGAGAAGAAGAAGAAAACGGUGUUGCAUUUGAUGCACCGGGAAAGUCCGGUUUGGUGUCAAACCUGUCAAUGUUGCCGAAGAACAACUCGUUUACGGCUCAUAACCUGAAGAGUCUGAAGACAAAGACUGAAAACAAUGGGUAUGGAUAUGGCUUCGGGUACGGGUACAGAAAUGGGAACGAGAACGGGAACAUAGGAGUGAACUCAUCAUCUGGUCAUAGGAGUGCAAAUGAGCAGCUUCCCGCUAGUGCUAGCUUCGUGAAGUUUGUAGACAUGAACGAAGACGAAUGGUGUGUUUUUCUAGAGAAGUUUCAAGAGCUCGUGUACCCGGCUUUUGCAAACCGCAAGUCGGUUAGUGUAGGGCAGAAGCAGCUACAGAGGCUGGGUACUUCUUGCCAGUUUUGAAAGGGAGUCUGCAGGUAUAACCGAUAUAGUUCAAGAGUAUGAGUUAUGAGUAUGAGUUAUGGGUUAUGAGUAUGAGGUUGAAUAAGGGGUAUGUUUGUAAAUAUUGAUGAAGAGCAGGUUGAGUGGAGAUCUGGUUUAGUUGUUAAAUGAGUUCUUAUAUAUUUAUCUACUUACGGACUUGUUUAAUGAAUAAUUUGUAGUAUGAAAAAUCAAAAAAAGAAAUGAAAAAAAUAUUGUAAAUAUAGCUAUUAUUUAAAUAGUUUAUGACCGUCUGGGUGAAUGAUAAUUCUCA